This is a messenger RNA of Dothidotthia symphoricarpi CBS 119687, 2023 nucleotides long. Its product is annotated as flavin-containing monooxygenase. The coding region runs from base 105 to 1616 and encodes 503 amino acids. NCBI's taxonomy places the organism in Eukaryota, Fungi, Ascomycota, Dothideomycetes, Pleosporales, Dothidotthiaceae. The record is from RefSeq and is a predicted model, not a curated record. The transcript has 2 exons. Gene Ontology annotation, molecular function: NADP binding; N,N-dimethylaniline monooxygenase activity; flavin adenine dinucleotide binding.
CUUGGGUUUCUGUUUUUGUCUUUGAUACGUUUGUGUAUGGUAGUGAGAUUUUGAACCAUCUCUCACUGGUAAAUGUGAUAUUACCUCCCGUUUCGCCACUACUCAUGGGGGAUUCUAAGGGCCCGUCAUCGGCCAUGCUGUCCGUCGGAGCAAAGAGCAUAGCCGUUAUAGGGGCUGGUCCUUCUGGGUUAACAGCUGCAAAGUAUCUUCGCGCAGAGAAGGCAUUCUCUAAAAUUGCCUUGUUUGAGCAACGCCCAAGAGAUGGCGGCAUCUGGAACUACACAGCUGAUGAUAGAAACGAGGAUUUAUUCACAGUGCCUCAAACGAAUCCCUAUGGAAAAAAUCAAGACCCAAUCUGGAAACAGGCGUUGGCCAAUGUCAACGGCGCUUCGAAGGGGUCAACAUUUGUAUCUCCAAUGUACGAAAGACUCGAGACGAACAUCCCGCGAGGGCUGAUGGGAUUCAAAGACCUUGAUUGGCCGAAAGACAGUCCGCUUUUUCCCAAGCACCAGACCGUGCUUAGGUACAUCGAGGAUUACGGCAAGGACGUCGAAGAUACGAUUCGCUACUCCACUCAGGUAACGGAGGUUGUUCCAACAAGUGACGACCCAGGCAGCGCGUGGUCCGUAACCUCUCGCGACUUACGCACUUCCACCACCACAAACGAAACCUACGACGUUGUGAUAGUAGCAAACGGACACUUCAUUACGCCUUAUAUUCCGGACAUCCCCGAAAUCGCGAAGUGGAACAAGACCCAUCCGAAUCUGAUCUCUCAUUCAAAGUACUACCGUCGUCCCGAAGAGUUCAAAGGCAAGAAAGUCAUAGUUGUUGGUAAUUCAGCCUCUGGUGCCGAUAUCAGCAACCAAAUCGCCGAGCACUGCCAACUCCCACUGCUCUGGUCUAGCAAGUCCACCAAUCUCUUCGUCAGCGCUACACCCACCGAUCUACGACGGCGCGAACUACCACAGAUCACACGCUUUGACCCCUCAACACGAGGCGUGAAGUUCUCAGAUGGCACAUUUGUUCAUGACGUCGACGCCAUCGUUUUUGCAACAGGCUACUUCUAUAGUCUCCCCUUUCUCUCGGCCGUUACCCCAAAACUGAUUACAGACGGCAGCCACGUCAACCACACGUACAAGCACCUCUUCUAUGUGCCAAAACCAACACUAUCUUUCCUCGCGCUACCACAACGAGUCAUACCCUUCCCCGUCGCAGAAGCUCAAGCCUCGGUUCUGGCACGCGUAUAUUCGGGCCGCAUCUCCCUGCCGCCCCUUGAUGAGAUGCAGAAAUGGGAAGACGAGCAGAAGGCAGAAGCGGGUGAUGGACGCGCAUUCCACUUACUCCACUUCCCAAAAGACGGGCAGUACAUCAACGAGCUAUCCGCCUGGGCACUCAGCGCGACAACCAAGGCGGAGUUAGAUAAUGACGGUAAAGGAAUGGUGCCGCCGGUGUGGGGUGAGUGGGAGUUCUGGUGCCGCGAGAACUUCCCAGCUAUACGACAGGCGUUUAGCAAGCUUGGGGAGAAGAGGGCCGAUUGUAGAACGUUGGACGAGGUAGGGUUCAGUUUUGAAGAGUAUAAGCAAAACAAGGUCAAGGAAGACGAGAAGUUGAUUUGAAAUAAGUUCACAACAUGCAAUAAGGAAAUUCAAAGUCGGCUUAUUGCUGUGAUUCUCACGAGUAGAAAUACUCUAGUUUCGUGGAUCACAAUGCGUAAUGUCAAGAUGUACGUACUCCAAGGCGAGUACAAACCAUUGCAACAUACGAGCAAAAACGGCCCCUUCUACCCCUACAAAGCAGCUAGUAGACACACUACUAGAGCCUUGCGAUACGAACUAUAUGCAUCCUAUUGAGGAAUCUUGUAUAAUUUCACAGACUUCCGCAUCGAAAAUCUUGUCGAGAAAGUUAAAUCGGCAAAUGCACUUGGUCUCUCGCUCAAGCCUUUCGACACGGAUCGCACGAUAAGUAGCCGCACCUGUUAUUGAUACGGUAGAAGGUGGAAUGAUGAUAAGACCCAUCGAAUUGG